Messenger RNA from Diceros bicornis minor, 2136 nucleotides. It is a transcript of the gene CCDC43, whose product is annotated as coiled-coil domain containing 43. The transcript has 5 exons. The record is from RefSeq and is a predicted model, not a curated record. Lineage: Eukaryota; Metazoa; Chordata; Mammalia; Perissodactyla; Rhinocerotidae. Bases 30 to 704 code for a protein of 224 amino acids.
CUGGGGGGUGGCAGGAUCGUGACCCCAAGAUGGCGGCGCCCAGCGAAGGGGCUGAGGCUGCCUCCGGCGAAGGCGAUGGCGGGGGCAGCGGCUUUGAAUCGUGGCUGGACGGACGGUUGGAGGCACUGGGAGUGGACCGAGCCGUUUACGGUGCCUACAUCCUGGGUGUCCUGCAGGAGGAGGAGGAAGAAGAGAAGCUGGACGCUCUGCAGGGUAUCCUCUCUGCUUUCCUGGAAGAAGAUUCCCUCCUUAACAUCUGCAAGGAGAUUGUGGAACGAUGGUCGGAAACUCAGAAUGUUGUCACCAAGGUGAAAAAAGAAGAUGAGGUACAGGCCAUUGCCACCCUAAUUGAGAAGCAGGCACAGAUCGUGGUGAAGCCCAGGAUUGUGUCAGAAGAGGAGAAGCAGAGAAAAGCUGCCCUCCUGGCCCAAUAUGCUGAUGUGACAGAUGAAGAGGAUGAAGCAGAUGAGAAGGAUGAUUCAGGUGCCACCACAGUGAACAUUGGUUCUGACAGAUCUCUGUUCCGAAACACCAAUGUGGAAGAUGUCCUCAAUGCCCGAAAACUAGAGCGAGACUCGCUUCGGGAUGAAUCCCAAAGGAAGAAGGAACAGGACAAGCUGCAGAGGGAGAGAGACAAACUAGCCAAGCAGGAACGAAAGGAAAAGGAAAAGAAAAGGACACAAAGAGGGGAGCGAAAGCGAUAACCUUGGUCCACUCUAUUCUCUCUUCAUGAACUUGAUCAGAGGGAGAACUGGUUGUGCACAUGUAUAUUUAAGAGAAAUGAGAGAACAUUGCAAAGUGGUUUCCCAAGACAUUUCCCCUUUUGUUUACAUGGUCAAAAGGAAAAUCACAAACACUUCUAAUUACAAAAUGUGCCAUGUCUCUGUGGUGUGGGUAGUCAGAUAAUUAUAGUUGAUGUCUGUACCAAAGAUCUGGAAUGGGGGCAACCUUUAUAUUUUAAUACUGAAGUCCUGAGCUCCUGUUGGCACCUUUAAAAAGUCUUCUCUCACCUUCGAUAAGCAGGAAUAUUCAGAGAGCUGACAGUUAACAGUUUUUAUCCUGAAGGAGAAUCAUGACCACUCCUUCCCUGAGAUGAAAUGUGGGAGUGUAAAUUGCUUCAGAAGUAGUAGUCACCCCUAAAUGUAUUGUUUUAUGGCUGAAAUAGAAAGCUAAUGAAGAGUCCUACCUGGAUCUAGAUUUUUUGUUACAUGGCAACAAACUAGGAAAAUGAGAAGAAAUACGGUAUAUGUUCUAGAUUUGAGAAUGUUUUUUAAAAAAAGUUUCAGCCUAUGGGAGGAAAAGAGGUAUCUUUUUAAGUAGAGAUAGUUACAUUUUUCCUCAUCUCUAGGCUGUGAUUUUAAGAAGGAUGUGUCAGUAUUGAGUGCAAGGAUAUCACUGUUAGCUAGAUUCAUUUUUUAUAAUCAUGAAUCCUUUUGAUUGCUAGUAGAGAUUUUAAUCCUGAUUUGCCCUAAAACAUGAUAAAGACCUGAUAAUUACAGGUUUAGAGAAACUGGAGGAACUGCCCUUUUAAGGAAGAAACACUGGAAAUCUCUGCUAACACAAAGAUAUUUAAGAGUGUACAUAGUAGGUGCUCAACAAACUGAAUGAGUGAGUGAAUGGAAGAACUGCUAGGGAGAGUCAGAGGUGAGCAGGAACUCUCCAUUUCUACUUUUGUCACAAGCCACAUUUAAUUGUAAAUAAGGCCUUUCUCUACAAGAAGCAUGAAGAGAGCAAUUUCUCUGACCAGACGGAAAGUAGAUAUUUUAUACCAGGGGUCGGCAAACUGCUGCCUGCAAGCCAAAUUUGGCCCAGUCUGUUUUUGUAUGGUGCAAGCUAACAAUGGAUUUUACAUUUUUAAAGGGUUGUAAAAGAAAAAAUGUGUGACAGAGACCUUAUGUAGCCUGUAAAGCCUAAAAAGUAUUUACUGUCUGGCGCUUUGGAGAAAAAGUUUGCCGACCUCUGUUUUAUACCAUUAACUAUGAAAUUAACAAAAAUUUUUACCUUUAUGCAGAAGGUAAAAAGAAGCAUGGUUAAGGAAAAGAUGUGUUACCUCUAUACACUCCUAUAACCGUGGUAUUGCAAAAACUUUUAAAUUAACCAUCUUCUUAAAAAAUAAACUUUAUUUAAAUCACUGUC